UUUCUUCUGUUUUGCAGAUAUCUGUAUUGUGGUGAACUCACACUGCAGUUAGACCAGGCCACUCCACUGCACAGACUGGCUGCCAAGUACGGCAUCUCCAGCCUCCAGCAAGGACUAACCCAGUACAUGAGCCAGAACCUGGCCAGCGAUUCUCUGGGUGGUCACGUGGUGGGCUGGUACCAGUAUGCCAUGUCAGUUGGUGACACGGUGCUGAAAGACAACUGCCUUCAGUUUUUAUCGUGGAAUCUGUCAGCAGUGCUUCAGAGUGACGAAUGGCCGUCGGUUAGUGUUGACUUGCUAAUGGCUCUCCUGCAGCGCUCCGAUUUAGUAUUGAAGAACGAGCUGGAAUUGUUUGAGGCGCUUGAAAUCUGGCUCACCCAGAACGACCUGGAUACCCUGACAGCAGAGAACGCCCUUCGACUGGUGCGCUAUGCCAUGAUCCCUCCACUCGAACUCUUCCGCUUGCAGCAACAGUCGCCGAUCAUGAUACGCUACCACGAGUCGGUGCGUGAUCUUCUCUACAUCUCGUACCAGUUCCAUUCAGCUUCACCACUUCACCUGGCCAAGUUCUUCGACGUAAACUGCAGCCUCUUCGUGCCCCGCAACUAUCUCUCAUCCAUGUGGGGAUCUCAGUGGAUCAUAAGCAACCCGGCACGGGACGACCGCAGCAUUAGUUUCCAGACCCAGUUGGGCCCGAGCGGUUUUGACUCCAGUAAGCGGGUGACAUGGAACGCCCUGUUCUCGCCCCGCUGGCUCCCUCUCAGCAUGCGGCCCAUGUACACAGAGCAAGGGGCCAUGCAGCCACCGCGGCCCGAUGGAGGAAAUGGCAUUGCCCGGCCUCGUAUCAUCAUCACACCUGCAACUUCCAGUGCAGAUUUUGCAGGUGUCAGCUGCCAAAAGACGGUGCUCAUCUUGACAAAGCAGAAGAACAAGCUUGUGGUGCGGCAUAUCUUUGGUUUCCACCAAAGCACAGAGGAGGUGGGGGACUUCCUGGCUGACGUGGACCUGCAAAAUCGCACAUCUGAGUACCUGGUGGAUGGAUCGCUGUACUUGCAGAUCAUUGUAAAGCCUAUCUACCAGACUCUCAUAGCAACCAAGAAAUAAUGUAACAAGCACAUUGAAGUAGGAUAUAUUUGAGAUUUAGUCUAAACUUUUUUUGAUGCAUGGAAGAAAACGUUUGUGAUUGUUAAUGUGAUUAACGCUAAUGAAGUGCAUCUCCCCUGUCCUUAUAAUGUAGGCUACUGUAAAUUAGAGGUUUACUCUGGAAAAAAAAUUAAAUGCACUAAUCCACAUGUACAAAAUUUAAGGGACAGUUCACCUAAAAUGUAAAGUUCUGUCAUCAUUUACUCACCCUUGUUUCAUUCCAAACCUGUAUGACUUUCUUUCUUUCAUGGAACACAAAAGGAAAUGUUUUGAGGAAUGUUAAUGCUGCUCUCUUUUAUAUAGUGAAAGUGGAUGGAGAACAGGAUGUGUCAAGCUCUAAAAAGCACAAAAACACUAUACAUACAUCUUAACAGUAUUCAUAUGAGUCAUGCACUACAUUCUAAGUUUUCUAAAUAUUUUAUGUGUGAAGAACAGAUUGAAAUUU
Sinocyclocheilus grahami is the source of this 1588-nucleotide messenger RNA. RefSeq names its product BTB/POZ domain-containing protein 17-like. The transcript has a single exon. NCBI's taxonomy places the organism in Eukaryota, Metazoa, Chordata, Actinopteri, Cypriniformes, Cyprinidae. The annotation marks the transcript as partial. The record is from RefSeq and is a predicted model, not a curated record.